Helicoverpa armigera (cotton bollworm) is the source of this 1410-nucleotide messenger RNA. RefSeq lists its product as uncharacterized. Lineage: Eukaryota; Metazoa; Arthropoda; Insecta; Lepidoptera; Noctuidae. The transcript is spliced from 3 exons. Bases 174 to 1340 code for a protein of 388 amino acids. The record is from RefSeq and is a predicted model, not a curated record.
CAUUGUAGAGGAAUUAGGCUGCGUUUCCACCAGAGAUGUGCGAGGAUGCAUAGCGAGGGAUGUGUUUGUAAAGAACCAAUAGGAUCGCUUCAUUUACCUUGCCUCGGUCAGCACAGCUCUGGUGGAAACGGCUCAGCGGAGCUAGAUUUUUGCGCAUACAAAACAAGCGCGGGAUGUGUGCGAGGGAUGUGUACGAGGGAAGUGUGCGAGGAAUGUGUGUUGAGAAAGAUGUGUUGCGAGGUUUGCGCAUACUGUACCAGCCAGUCCAUAGACGGAGUUUGUUGGAAGUAGAAGUGCGCAAAAUAGAUAAUAAUAUGGAUAAUUGGAAAAAGAAAAUACUUUUAUAUUUAACAAUUUGUGAUGAAGAAAUGGAAGCAGAAGAUACGGAGUUUAUUAGUUCUAUAAUUUUGAGCAAUACAAGAACACACAGGUUUUGGAUACGUAACCAUAUUAAAUAUCAUCGAUUACAUGGAGAAUUCUUUACCUUUUUUCAUACGGCUGAUGAUGAAAUAUUCGAAAAUUCUUAUCGAGUAUCUAGAAGUAACUUUUAUGAGUUACACAAUUUGAUUGAGAACAUUAUCAAGAAAGAAGACACUCACUACAGAGAAUGCAUCAGCACCAAGGAAAAAUUGGCGGUAUGUUUAAAGUAUUUAUCCACGGGCUCGUCGUUCACACGAUUGGCAGAAAAUUUUAGGAUUGGAGUAGCAAGUGUGUCGAGAAUUGUGGCAGAAGUUUGUAAUGCUCUUUGGCUUGUUUUACAACCUCUUGUUAUUCCAAAACCUACCAAAGACGACUGGAAGCGAAUAGCAAAGGAUUUUCAAGAGCUAUGGCAGUUUAAAAAUUGUUUGGGGGCUCUAGACGAACCUGAACCAUUAUAUGAAGGAGGUGAACCAGUACCAUUUGUAUUCAUUGGAGAUGAGGCUUUUCCUUUGAUGGAAAAUUUCAUGCGCCCAUAUCCGCGGGACCAGUUAGACCAACAGAAACGUAUAUUUAACUAUAGACUUUCCAGGGCACGUCGCAUUGUAGAAGCUACAUUCGGUGUAUUGGCACGAAAGUGGUAUGUGUAUCGUAAAGACUUUGAAUGCAGAGUGGAAACGGUUGACAAAAUCGUAAAAGCCACAUGUGUAAUGCAUAAUUUUUUAAUUGAAAGACAAAGUAAUUAUUUGGAUUGCAUUGAUAACACAAAUACAAGUACUCUUGUAUCGGUUCCUAGCAUUUCCGUCGUCGUGUCAAGUGAUAGUUAUGAUGUAAGAGAGAAAUACUGCUCUUAUUUCAAUAAUCAAGGAAAAGUGUCAUGGCAAGAUACUCGUAUUUCGUCACGAAUUCAUCGCACACAAUAAAUACCCAAAUAUUGUAACUUGUAUUUUAAUAUACCUGAUUUUAAUACAUGAUUAUUACUUACCAUCUUUA